AUGAUCAAGCGGCCGCGACCAGUGAUUUCGUGUCUGGAAUGCAGAAGAAAGAAGCUGAAGUGCGACCGGACACAUCCGUGCCGACAGUGUCUCAAGAUCGGUCGUCCCGGGCGCUGCCAGUAUCAAGACGGGCAAGAGCCGGAGCCCAACGCUGCACAUUUGUCGGCCACAGGGCCCGCCUCUAAACGACGCAGUCUGGACCAGGAGUCAUUGCGAGACACCACUGGCACAGGUGAUGCCAGAGGAACGGGCGACGAAUAUGAUGAGCAUUUUGCCCAACGCCGCGGACAACACAGUGCUUCUCCCUCAGCAGCAGCGGGACGCGCGGUCGGAGUCAUUAAGGACCUUCAACAACGGGUGGCAAAGCUGGAACAAGCGCUCCUAAGCCAGGACCAGCACCAGCUUCAACGCAGCGGAAGUGGACGGUCGAUAGACCCCAAUCAAGUGCCCACGCGGCCAAAUGUCCUUGUCUCGGAUAACUUGAGCAAUGGUGCUGAGGAAGGUGGAAGCUCUUCUUCCCUAAGACCCCGUGCCGGUUCGCAAUUCCCAGAUGCAUGUCUAUUCUUGCAGAGGUUGCAGGACGGCCCAGAGGGUGCGGAGAUGGUCAGUCUACGAAGUGAACUGAAGAGUCUACACGAUGCCAUCGCGACGACGAACCGGAGACGUGAUAAUGACCACCCACGUUCUACACCCGCGGCAUUAUCUCUGCCCAGGGACUCAGCGCAUCAGUUGGCGUCGAUGAGCGUCCAGUUCCCACCAUUCGACGUAUGCGAAAAGCUGGCGGUGCACUACUUCGACAAUCUGGAGCACUGUUUUCGAAUUCUGCACUGGCCCGAGUUCAGGACGCAGCUGGAAAUAUUCUCCACGCCCGGACAGGGUGAUCAAAGCUGCAAGUUUGGCUUCGUUCCUCAGCUGGUAGGCGUGCUUGCCACAGCCUGCACGUUGGGCACACACCCGGAAUGCGAUGCCGGAGCGUCGUACCCGAUCCUUCAACAGCCCAUAGCCCUCAAAUACAUCCAAGAUUUUCUGGCUAGUCUACCAGAUCGACAGCGCUAUUUGUUUCCGACACUGCAGGCCAAGAUGCUGAUGCUGAUGCUACGAUGGAUGUCGGUGGACAAAAUCGACGAUCUGUUCCGGUUGAACGGAGAGAUCCUCCGCGAUGCCCUAGUGAUGAAGCUGGACCAAGAUCCGUCGACGGGAAACAACAACAACACAAGCAUUUUCGAAGGCGAACUCCGCCGCCGCUGCUGGAUGACCAUUGUCGAAUGCGACCUGAUGCUUUGUAUCCUGUGUAAACUACCCUGCAUGGUCCCACCAUAUACGACGCAGCAACCGCGGAACGUCAAUGACGACGAACUUUUCGAGGGCAUGGAUCGUCUUCCUCCUUCUCAUCCUCUGGAAGAAUGGACUGACGGCCUCUGCCAGUAUGUUCUUGCACAAUCGUUCCCCCGUCGUCUGGCCGCUUGCAAGCAGAUGGACAGCAGCAGCGGUCAUGUCAUCGAGUUGAAAGACGUGCUUCUGCACACACGAUACCUUGAACAAGUCCUUCGGGACCUCCCGCCGCCCCUGCGGUUCAGCUAUACGGGCGACCGUGACAGCAAGACGCCUCCUCGCCUCAUGGCCCGCAUGGAGCUCGAUAUUAGUAUCCGACGACCCUUGAUGCAUUUGUAUUCACGAUGUGCUGCUGCUGCCGGGGUGGAUGAUGAUGACUCCUCUGACAACAGCGACAGUCUUAUUCAGCAGACGCAUGAAGCCCGCGCCGGAUUCUUGCGCUCGUGUCUGAUGCUCAUCACUUUUCAAGAUCUGUUUGAUCCUCAAUUCUCCGAAAUCAAUGUUCCCCGACCCAAAGGGUAUUGGGAUUUUUUCCACAAUGUCUACCGUUGCGAGUUGGGUCAGGCUAUCUUGGGACUUUGUCUGGAGAUCAAAAGGUUGAGCUUGAGCUCGGCUGAGGAAGACAGAGACACACCAACCAACUCAUUCACACCAUUGAACAGUACAACCACUGCCGGGGGUACCAGUACUGGCACACAAACACCCCAAUACUCCCGAGAAAGCAUAAUCGACUCUGUCAAAGACAUCCUAGGCCCCAUGAAACGUCGCCUCUUGCAGCAUCAGCAUGAACACCAGGACCAGGAUCAGGGCGCCAAGGCCAACGCCAUCGCAAACGCCAAUGCCAACUUGAACAACUUCAGAGACAUCAUUUACUUGACUGUCGUUCUGACUUCUGUUCUGCCUCUAUCCGCAGAACAAGAACAACAGGAUAUGCAAGUUCCAGAAGUUCAAAUAGGUCCACCACAUACCACUACUGCUGGCACAGCAUCCUCGUCCUUGUCCUUGUCCAGUAUUACUAGUAGGAGGCAGAUGAUGAUCUACCGUGCCCUAAAUGAUUUUGUUCAUGAUUGCAGAGCUGAAAUGGACCCAAGUCCAACUCAACGAUCAGAACGUCCUGGAAAUGACCCUCAUCGGAGUCGGCGGCAGGAGGAAGAAGAAGAAGAGGAGCCUCAGAUCAGUUCACGACGAACCCAGCAGCAGCAACAAAAGCCAACACCGACAGCUGUAAAAUUUGAUCCGACGUGGGCCGAGUUUCCUGAUCUGGAGUUUUUGGAUUGUUCUCCUUCUCCUUCUCCCUCGUCUCUUCCUCUCGUCGUUACUAGUUAG
Molecule: messenger RNA, 2658 nt
Organism: Exophiala dermatitidis NIH/UT8656
Lineage: Eukaryota; Fungi; Ascomycota; Eurotiomycetes; Chaetothyriales; Herpotrichiellaceae
Exons: 1
Coding region: 1-2658 (885 amino acids)
Biological process (GO): DNA-templated transcription; regulation of transcription by RNA polymerase II
Cellular component (GO): nucleus
Molecular function (GO): zinc ion binding; DNA-binding transcription activator activity, RNA polymerase II-specific; RNA polymerase II cis-regulatory region sequence-specific DNA binding
Source: RefSeq, a predicted model, not a curated record